UAAAGACUUGUACUUUGCUGUAACAUUUUUCUCUGUUCCGCAAUAACGAGAAAGAAUCUAUAGAAUCAAACGGAGCUCAAUUUCAGUUUUCUAUUUUUUUGGGUUUGUUUUGAAGAUGCAACUCUUUAGUAGCUGUUGUGGAAAAGGAUCUGAUGGGGAAAAGGAAUCCAAGACAGAAACACCUCGUAAGAUCUUCUCAUUAAAGGAACUUCACGCAGCCACAAACAGUUUCAACUACGACAACAAACUCGGCGAAGGACGUUUCAGCAGUGUGUAUUGGGGACAACUCUCUGAUGGCUCACAAAUUGCAGUCAAGAGAUUAAAGUCAUGGACCAACAGAGAAGAUAUAAACUUCACUCUUGAAGUCGACAUUCUUUCACGUAUCCGUCACAAGAACUUGUUAAGUGUUCGUGGCUACUGUAAUGAAGGACAAGAACGUCUUCUUGUGUAUGAUUACAUGCCAAACUUGAGCCUUGUUUCACAUCUUCAUGGUCAGCAUUCAGCUGAGUGUAUUCUAGAUUGCAAUAAGCGGAUCAAGAUUGCUAUAACCUCUGCUCAGGCCAUUACCUACCUACACCAUCAUGCAACGCCGCGUAUAGUCCACGGUGAUGUGAGAGCUAGCAAUGUGUUGCUAGACUCUGAGUAUGAAGCUCGGGUUACGGAUUUUGGAUAUGGUAAACUGAUGCCAGAUGAUGAAGCCAAGAGUAAUAAUAAUAACAAUAAUGGGUAUCUUGCACCAGAGUGUGUUGCAUCAGAAGCAGGAGACGUGUACAGUUUUGGUAUCUUGUUGUUGGAGCUGGUUAGUGGUAAGAGACCAGUGGAGAAGCUAAACGGGACAACAAAACGGGGUAUAACCGAGUGGGUGUUACCACUUGUUUACGAGAGAAAGUUUGGUGAAAUCGUGGAUCAGAGGCUGAAAGAAGAGAACGUGGAGGUGAAGCUGAAGAAACUAGUCUUGGUUGGUCUGUUGUGUGCUCAGAGAGAGCCAGAGAUGAGACCAACAAUGUCUCAAGUGGUGGAGAUGUUAAUGAGUGAUUCAAAGGAGAAAAUGUCUGAACUUGAAGCUAAUCCUCUCUUCAAGAAGCCACAUAGCGGCGACGAAAACCAUAGAGAGGAUCAGAACGGUGCAGAGGAAAUCUCAGAAGAAAAAGAUCUUCAUCAACAACAACAAGAAUAGGUAUCUUUAGGCAAAAAAAGUUUGUUUUCUCAGGUUGGUUUUUACCAUCUUUUGUUCAUAUUGUGGUAUUGAUUUGAUUGAUUGGUGUUUUAAAGGUGUGGUAUUGGUAUGUAAAGAGUUGUGAUACUUUUGGUCUUAUUGAAAGAUUUGAUACUUCUAUUUAUGUAUUAUACUGAGACUUGUACACUCUAGCACAAUGAUUCUGAUCUGAACUACUUUACAGACUUUUUCUGAAUCAGUUUCUAGUUCUGACUCUUGGAAGAAGAAGAUAGGGUCAAAAAGUAUAACAGAGAGAGACUACAAC
Messenger RNA from Eruca vesicaria subsp. sativa (arugula), 1481 nucleotides. The record is from the annotation of a GenBank genome assembly. Lineage: Eukaryota; Viridiplantae; Streptophyta; Magnoliopsida; Brassicales; Brassicaceae.